CAGCAGAAGAAUAUUAGACUUCACCCUGGAGAUCAUCUCCCUGCUGAGUGGAGAGGAUUACACCAUAGUAAAGAAGACACCGGGAAGGACUCCCAUCAUCCAUGAGUCAGCAGGGCAGAGCAGGACCCACAUCACAGAGCCUCCCCCCCUGAUACAUGAGCAGAAGAUCCUAGAACUCACCCACAAGAUGAUGGAGCUGCUGACUGGAGAGGUUCCUGUAAGGUGUCAGGAUGUGGCGGUCUAUUUCUCCAUGGAGGAGUGGGAGUAUAUGGAAGGACACCAGGAUCUGUACAAGGAGGCCAUGAUGGAGGCUCCCCGGCCUCUGACAUCACCAGAUACCGACUCCAGCAGGAGAAGUCCCCCCGAGAGAUGUCCCCGUCCUCUGUAUUCCCAGGACUGUCCAGAGGAGAAGCUCCCAGAGAACCAUCAGAUGAAAAAUCAGGGGGAAGAUGUGACCGAUAUUAAAGUGGAGGAUGAAGAAGAUUGGAUUAAAUGGUUUCUCUGA
Bufo gargarizans (Asiatic toad) is the source of this 505-nucleotide messenger RNA. RefSeq names its product oocyte zinc finger protein XlCOF8.4-like. Gene Ontology annotation, biological process: regulation of DNA-templated transcription. The coding region runs from base 188 to 505 and encodes 105 amino acids. The transcript is spliced from 6 exons. The record is from RefSeq and is a predicted model, not a curated record. NCBI's taxonomy places the organism in Eukaryota, Metazoa, Chordata, Amphibia, Anura, Bufonidae.